Messenger RNA from Gracilinanus agilis (Agile Gracile Mouse Opossum), 1012 nucleotides. RefSeq names its product TatD DNase domain containing 1 (gene TATDN1). Gene Ontology annotation, cellular component: cytosol. Lineage: Eukaryota; Metazoa; Chordata; Mammalia; Didelphimorphia; Didelphidae. The transcript is spliced from 12 exons. The coding region runs from base 21 to 914 and encodes 297 amino acids. Gene Ontology annotation, molecular function: 3'-5'-DNA exonuclease activity. The record is from RefSeq and is a predicted model, not a curated record.
GCAGAUUUGAGGUCUCCGCCAUGACUCGCUUCCCGUUCAUUGAUAUUGGUGUCAACUUGACCGAUCCUGUUUUCAGAGGAAUUUACAGAGGGAUUCAAAAACACCAAGAUGAUUUCUUGGAUAUAAUAGAAAGAGCAGUCCAAACUGGUGUUAAAAAGUUUAUGAUUACAGGUGGAAGUCUACAAGACAGUAAAGAUGCCCUGAAUUUGGCAAAGACAAACGAUAUGUUUUACAGCACAGUUGGAUGUCAUCCUACCCGCUGUGGAGAAUUUGAAAAGAAUGAUCCUGACCUUUAUUUAACUGAGCUGCUAAAUCUUGCUGAAAAUAAUAAAGGAAAAGUUGUAGCAAUAGGUGAAUGUGGACUGGAUUUUGAUAGAUUGCAGUUUUGUCCUAAAGAUACACAACUCAAGUACUUUGAAAAACAGUUUGAACUAUCAGAACAAACAAAGCUACCAAUGUUUCUUCAUUGUAGAAACUCACACACCGAAUUUUUGGAUUUGAUGAAGAAAAAUAGAGACAGAUGUGUGGGAGGAGUGGUACAUUCAUUUGAUGGCACAAAGGAAGAAGCAGCUGCGUUGAUCGAUAUGAAUCUUUACAUAGGAAUUAAUGGUUGCUCACUGAAAACUGAGGCUAACCUAGAAGUAUUAAAAUCAAUACCUGGUGAAAAAUUAAUGAUAGAGACUGAUGCUCCUUGGUGUGGAGUCAAAAAUACUCAUGCAGGAACAAAAUAUGUAAGAACUUUAUUUCCCACAAAAAAGAAAUGGGAAAGUGGGAAUUGUUUGAAGGACAGAAAUGAACCUUGUAAUAUUAUUCAGAUUCUGGAGAUAAUGGCGGCAGUAAGAGAUGAUGACCCACUUGAACUGGCCAAUACGCUAUAUAACAACACCAUUAAAGUCUUCUUUAAAGACAUGUAAAGCAGCCAUUUACCAUAUAUGUUUCAUUGUGUAUGUAAAACUGCAUGGUAAAACUUACUGUAAACCUUCAAUAAAAGAAUGAAGCCUGUCUAAGGAGG